Saprolegnia parasitica CBS 223.65 is the source of this 288-nucleotide messenger RNA. RefSeq lists its product as hypothetical. The record is from RefSeq and is a predicted model, not a curated record. Bases 1 to 288 code for a protein of 95 amino acids. The transcript is spliced from 2 exons. NCBI's taxonomy places the organism in Eukaryota, Oomycota, Saprolegniomycetes, Saprolegniales, Saprolegniaceae. Gene Ontology annotation, molecular function: protein binding.
AUGGAGUCCGCGGCGCAGGAAGGACACCUCGAUGCUAUGCGCUUCAUACAAGAGCACAUAAGCAAUCCCAGCCACACGUACUCGAUGCACCUGUGCUUGUAUCUCGCGGCAGCCAACAACCAUGUCGACGUCGUGGCCUACCUCGUUCAAGAAUUCCCCGAAAUGCCCGUAGCUACAGUCCUCCUCGACGCCGUCGCCAGUGGCUGCGCGGACGUCGCUUGUUACCUCGUGACGCAGCGACCAACGGCACAAACGAACCGCCAAUCGAGCAACGCCAACAACUACUAG